CGCCCCGCUCGGCUCGGCUCGGCUCGGCCCGGCCCCGCGCGGGCAGCCAUGGCCGCCUCCGUGUUCUGCUGCCUGCGCUGGUGCGGGGACGGCGGCGGCGGGCACAUCCCGCUGAAGGAGAUGCCGGCGGUGCAGCUGGAUACGCAGCACAUGGGAACAGAUGUUGUCAUUGUCAAAAACGGCAGAAGAAUAUGUGGCACAGGAGGCUGCUUAGCCAAUGCACCUUUGCAUCAGAACAAGAGCUAUUUUGAGUUUAAAAUCCAGUCCACAGGAAUUUGGGGUAUUGGAGUUGCAACCCAAAAAGCGAACUUGAAUCAAAUUCCUCUUGGCCGAGAUGUCCACAGUCUGGUGAUGAGGAAUGAUGGAGCUCUCUACUACAACAACGAGGAGAAAAAUAGACUGCCAGCAAACAGCCUUCCUCAGGAGGGCGAUGUGGUGGGCAUUACAUAUGAUCAUGUAGAAUUAAAUGUGUAUUUAAAUGGAAAGAACAUGCAUUGUCCAGCUUCAGGAAUCAGAGGAACUGUCUAUCCAGUGGUAUAUGUUGAUGACAGUGCCAUUCUGGAUUGUCAGUUCAGUGAAUUUUAUCAUACACCUCCACCAGGGUUUGAAAAGAUCCUCUUUGAGCAGCAAAUCUUCUGAAUGUCUUCAUACUGAAAAUCUGCACCCUGCACUGUUACAAAAGCUUUGUCAUCUUAAAUAAAGCUUCACAUUACCUUUAGGAAACGUACCUGUAUUUUUAAUAAGUACUUGUGACUGUUGUCUGCAGAACGAAUGUGCUAACUGCAACACCAGGUGAUUGUGCUGUAAAAUGCUAGGUUUCUGACAGUGUUUUGUGGAUGCAAAUCAGUUAUUCAGGGCAGGUUUUUUUCUUCUGAUUUGUACUUGAUGCAUAAGGAAACUAAGGGAUAUAAUUAACAUCAGUAUUAAAUUCAGUAUUUUGAAUCAACUUGAGCUCUGUAAAGUAAAUAGUUCUUAUGCCAUGAUAGCUAUAGAGAUUAAUAUUUCUUACUUUUUUUUCUGAUUUUUUUCACACAGAAGUUAUGUACCUUCUUGAAAGGAAGGACUAUCUCUCCACUAUGUGAUUUGGAAUUUCAGUGUCCUGGUUGUGCUCAAUGACUAGUAAUACGAUGGCAUAACAGGCAGCUAGAUUUUUUUUUCUUUUGCAAGGUGUAAUUUAUUCAUUCCCUCAGCCUUAACAUGGCAAGUAUAACUUAUUUCUCCUAACUUUUCAUUUGCUUUGACUGUAACAAAUAAUAGGAUGCUUUUUAGUAAUAGUUCAAAUAUUAUUUUGCUGAACCUUUAAAAAGUAAACCUGAAUACUAGAUAUAUUUUUGAGGACCAUCAUGCUGUGUUACUCUGGUAGCAGAGUAAGUCCAGAUUGCUUAAUUUGGGUAUACAAAGAGACAAGUGAAGAGUGUGAGAUGUUAUGCUGAAGCCUUACAUCUAAACUGUAAAUCAGAUUAUUCUUUUAUGGAAUAUCCUAUUUAAUUUCUUUAUGAAUCAUUUGUAAAUGAUUAAUGGCUAAGACAUUGUUCUAAAAUGUGAUGUUCAUAAAUAUAAAUUAUUUUCCUCUUGUUGUGUAUUUAAUAUACUUCCUAAAAGAAUUUUUAUUGUAAAGCAAAUCUUCAUAUUGGAUGUUUGUUUUUGUUUGCCUUUACCGGAAUGAGUAACUAUUUAAAUGUUUUUAGAAAUUAUCUGAUUCUGAAAGUUUCAAAUAUAAAUAACUUACUCUAAGCCUUUCACCUUAUGAUUUUAUGCAUCCGUUCUAAGAAUCUUUUCAUUCUCGAAGGCCUGAAUUUUCUUUCCUUUUAGCCUUGCUUUCACACAACAACAUUUGCAGGAAAUGUUGGAAAUUUGCAGCCCAAAAGGAAUGAUGCCCUCUUCAGCAUUAUGGUACAAAGAUAGGGGAGUUUGGAGUGCAGUUUUGUAGUCUUCCCUUGAAGUCUGCUCUCCUGCCGUGGUCAGAGACAUCAUCACCAUUAUAUGAAACAUUCAUCUUUGAGGUGAUGUCACUCUACCAGUUGACACAUACCAUAGUGUUUCUGUAAUCAAGUUUGUCAACUCGUUAAACGUCGAAUGAUUAUAUAUUCUUUCUUGUAUGUGAAGGGAGAAGGAAGGCAUACGCCCUCUUUCCCUUCGAUACCUUUGAACAGUGCCUUGAACAGUGGUUCUUUUACAUGAAAGACUAUUGAGACUACUGAGUGCUUCUUACGGAGUUAAACUUCUCGUGUUCCUAGGGAAGGAGGAAGUAUUUCAAGAAAAUCUUACCACUUCAUCUAACUGCAAACAGCAAACAACUUUUUUGGAAGUUUGAUAUGUUUAUUUAGCUUGAUGUAGACUUGGGAAGGGAAUUCCAGUUCUGCUUGAAAGUACAGAAAAGACUGCCUUCUUCAAAGUUGAAAGUUUGAAAUGGGAAACAUUUUGGUAAAUACUAAUAUUCAAAAUAGCUGUUAAAUUGACCAAAAAUAUGAGAAGAGCUGGCCUUUACAGCUCAAAUUUACUUAUUUCUCAUUUUGAACAGUGUAAGAAUGCAUUUGUCGUACUGUGAAGUAAAACUAUACCUCUUGUUUAAAAAACCCCCCUCCUUUUAUCAUUGGUGAUGCAGACAAUCUGUAUAAAAUAAUGGAGGUAAAUAUAUGACCAUUACCAUCUAUUUCUGAAAAUGGAAGGAGAGCACCUGAAAAUAAGUUGUGUGGUGAUAUUUCAUAAAAGAAGCAAGGGUACAGUUAAUGCCAUUUUACAGUUAAGAAAACUGGGCUAUAGAAAUAGAAAAUGAAUUUACCCAUGUGUCUCAGCAUAUUAUUUCAGCAUUUGGCAAUAAAACCAGCAUAGUAUGUUCCCAGUCCCAGCUUUGCCCAGAAAAAUGAGAUACAAUAAAUAUUUCUAAAAAUUGCACUAGAAGGUUAUUUUAAGUUAAAGAUUUAGCAAUAUAUUUAUUAGUAGCAAAGGUGUUUUAGUAAGAAUGAAUCAUGCUUCCCAAUGAAAUUGUUGAGGUAUUUCCACUAGCUGUUUGUACACAAAUGUUUUCUUAAUCUUUGAAUGUUGUGAUAUGGAUCCCUAUCUCAUGAGUGCAAAACUUUGUAUUUACUGGUACUGUAUGUUUUCUGAAUCUUUUGUAACAAUACUGUGGCAGCAGGAUAUGAAGUCUGUUUCUGUGCGUGCGCAAAUAAAUAGAACUGACAGGGCACAUAAUACAGUUUUCAUUAUAGAUCA
Molecule: messenger RNA, 3213 nt
Organism: Rhea pennata
Lineage: Eukaryota; Metazoa; Chordata; Aves; Rheiformes; Rheidae
Gene: SPRYD7
Product: SPRY domain containing 7
Exons: 5
Coding region: 49-639 (196 amino acids)
Molecular function (GO): protein binding
Source: RefSeq, a predicted model, not a curated record